AUGAAUGAUGAAAACAUAAAUAACUUAAUACAAAAAAUUGGUCAUAACAUAAAUGAUAUUAGAGAUAGGUCCAUGAUAAUGCUCAUACAAAAAUAUGAAAAGAAUAUAAUCAAAGAUAUAGAUUUAAAAAAAAGAAAUUAUUUUUUUUAUAUGAUUCUUCAUUAUAUCAAUGACAGAAACGCAUUUAUAUCUUUAAAAAAUUUGGCAGAUAUUCUGUUAUUUUUAAGAUGUAUUAUAAAGGAUGAAGAUAUUAAAAAAAAAUUCGAAAAUUUGGAUAUAAACAAAUUCAUUAAUGAAUUUUUAAUUCACUUUAAAAACAAUGAAGAAAAAUACAAGUCAAAUAAUUCUAUUAACUGUCGAAAAAAUAUACCAAAUGAUAAUAUAGUAUCAACAAAAGAUGAUGAGAAUACUAAAAAAAGUAAUCAUCAAUCUGCUAUUGCAGAUAGUCAUAAGGAAUAUAUUCAAGUUGUUCAUAUUUUGAAUGAACUCAAUAAUAUAUAUAAUAAUACAGAUAACAUAAUUGAUGAUGAUAAUCAAAAAAAAAUGAAUAAUGAUAAGAAUAUUAGUAUACAUGUAGCUAAUAAUAUUCCUAAUAAUAUUCCUUUAGAAUAUGAUACACAUGAUGUAAUCCAAAAAAAAUAUGUAACUAAUAAUAUAAUAAUUUGUGAUAACAAAAAAGAAAUGGAAGAACACAAAUCACAAGAUAAGGUGUCAAAAAAUAGUACAAUAAAUAUCGAUAGUUAUGAUACAACCCACAAGAAAAAUGAUCAAAAUUAUAAUAAUAUAGAGAAAAAAAUGAAUAAUAUAUACAAUCAAAGUGAUCAUACAAAUUCAUCUAGAACUUUUAAUAUAAAUCCAUUGGAUGAAAAAGAUAUAGAAAAUAUUAAUCAAAUAAUGAAAAAAAAUAAUUAUAUUAAUAUAUUUACAAAAAAUAAUUAUUUAUGUACUGAUGAUUUUGAAUAUUAUAAUAAUUUAUAUAUUCUUAAAAAUCAAAUAUAUCAAUAUAGUAUUCAUUUAUUAUUCAAUUAUAAAAAAUAUAAAGCAAAUAAAAUAAAAGCAGAUAACCAUUUCUUAUAUACCAUAAAACAAGAGACAGAACAAAAUAUGUAUGACGAUAUGGAACCUAUAUAUAAUACAUAUAUUUUUUCUUACUUAUAUAAUUUUUUUGACACCUUUGAAAUGUUUAAAAAAAAUUUCUUAGACAUAAAUAAUAUAAUGUGUAAUAAUAAAAAUAUUCUUCUAAAUAAUAACACUACAGAUAAAGAUGAAAGAAAUAAUAAAUUAAUAAACAAUAAUACAAUAAAAAAAAAGACAAGUAAUAAUUCUAUAGAUGUAUCACCCACAGGUAUAAAAAAAAAAAAUAAUAAUAAUAAUAAUAAUAAUCAUAUUGAUUCUAAAAAUAUAUACAGGUAUCCAACACAAGAGGAGCAAUAUAAAAAUAUACAUAUAUAUUUAUAUAAUAAAAAUAUAUAUUAUAAAAUUAACAAUUUUGUGAAUAAGAUAAAUAUUCUUUGUUAUCACACACAGAUGAAAUAUAAUUAUAUGGAAUUACUAGGUAUGAAUAUAAUAAAAAAAAAAAUUAGUGUUGAUGAUUUUAUAUAUAUGCAUAAAGAGAUACAUAAAAUAUUAAAUGAAUACAUAUAUAUAUUUAAUAAAGAUUUAUUUUUAUUUAAUUAUAAAUUUUUAUAUACACUUUCAUAUAAUAUACAUUAUAUAUAUAAAAAUUAUAUACAAAAUAAAAAUAAUAUAACUAAUGAUUUUUAUCAUAUUCAUAAUAUUUUAAACAACAUAUCAUAUAUAAUAUAUAUUAUAGUAUAUAGUUUAUAUAAUAAUAUAAAUAAAGGAUGUCUUUGUAAUAGUAUAUGUAAUAUAUAUUUAAAUAAUUUUUUUUUUCUACUUAUACAAAAUUUAUUUUAUCUGUUAUUACUUUUUAAUAAUUAUCAUAAUAAUAAUGACAAUAUUGUAAAAAAUGAUGAAAAUAAUUUCUCAAAUUUUAUAAUAUCAUCCAAACAAGAUGACAACCAAAAUGAUAUAUCUAAAUUUUUCAAAGCAAAAGAAAAACAAAAUAUCAUUUUAUUAAAUAAUAUUAACAAUUUUUAUUUUAAUAAAUUGAAAAAAAAAAUUCAAGGUAAAGAUUAUCAUGAUUCAAAUAUGAUAAUUUAUCAAAAUGAUAUAUAUCAAUAUUUAUUUGUAACAAAAAAUAGUUGCAUAUAUUUUUUUAAGUUUAUCAUUUUUUAUAUAUUAGAAAUAUUAAAAAAUAGUUAUUUCAAAAUAUAUCUUGUACGUAAAAAUUGUUCUACAUUAAAUUUCCCUCUAGACAAUUUUAUAAUUAUAUAUGACUUCUUAUAUAAUAUAUUAAUUCAUUAUUUCAAUGAUAAGAAAAAAAUAAUUGAUGAGCAUUUUCAAGUCUUUUUAAAUUAUAUCAAAGAAAUUCAUAUGUAUGACAAAAUAAACAAUCAAAAUGUUCAAAAUGAAAAAAAUGAUAACAAUCAUAACCAUAACAAUCAUAACAAUUAUAUUGAUUAUAAUAAUAAUGUGAUAAAUAAAAAAGAAAACAAUUUAAAAGAUAUUUUAAAAAAAAAUUAUCAUAUCAAAAAUUAUACAUCUGAUGAAUAUUAUUCAAAUAUACAUAAAUCAUCAUUACAUAUUCACAAUUCAUCAUAUCUUUCAGAUGUAUCAAACCAUAGCUCAUCAUCAAAUGAUUCUUAUUCAUAUACAAAUUCAAGAAAAGAAAUGAAUAGAUUUUCUACUAUUGAUUUUCUUUCUGAUAAGUCUAAUAUCUACCAAUAUACAUAUAAAUAUACUAAGAAACAAAUAGAAAUAUUAAAAAUAUUAUGUAUAUUUAUUAAUUAUACUCCUGUAUCUUUUAUAUUAAUGAAAAAAAUAAAACUAAAAUUUGUACAUGUUCUUAAAUCAUUCUUAUUUGAUAUUAAUUUGAAUAUAUAUAAUAAUGAGCUCUUGUACUUUUUGAAAAUUUUUUUUUUUUUCUAUGAUAAGGAAGUAUAUAAUCAGUAUAAUGAUUUUCUCUCAUAUUAUUAUGUAUUAGUAAAUAUGUUUUUUAUAGAUAUGGGCGAUGAUCCUAUGGACCAUGAUAAAAAAUAUGAAACAACAAAUUAUCAUAAUAAUAAUAAUUAUUAUCAUUUUAAUAUUGAUGAGGGGGAUCAAAUAAAUUAUCACAUAAAAAAUAACAACAUGGACACCUUAAAUGAAUAUAAUAGCUCAAAUAAUAACAACGAAUCAGAUAUAUUCACUUUUCUCAAUAUUUAUCAUAAUAUAUUUCAUUUCUUUUUCUUUUUACCUACCAACUAUUUUACCUUGAAUAAUUUUGUUGAUAAAUAUUUCAGUACGUUUGAUGGAUGUCAAAAUAUGGAUCAAAUGAGAAACACACCUAUAUUAACAAACCACAACGAAAAAUAUGCUAUAAAUGAAAUAAAUAAAAUAGAUGAAAUAAAUGAAAUAAAUAAAAUAGAUGAAAUAAAUAAAAUAGAUAAUAUAUAUCAUACAAAUAAUACAAGUGUAUCACAUACCAUAAACAAAUCCAAUAGCAUAUACAAUUUUAAUAGUUCCUUAUAUCCAUUUUAUAAAUUUAAUAUGCAUAAUAAUAAAAAUACUGAAGAAAUGUAUUCCCAACCCUUUCAAGUUAUAUUAUAUAAAAAAUUAAGACAAAAUGUAAAAUGUACUGAUAAGAAUAAUGAUAUUAAUAGUGAUGAUCUAAAAAAUGAUGUUCCUUCAAUAAAAAACUUUGCUAUAUUUUCCUCAAAAUUUAUUCAAAAUAUUAUUAAUGUAUUAAUAGAUAAUAAAUUAAAAGUUUUAUUUAAUAGUUUCCUUUUAUUAUCAUCAGAAUAUAAUUCUUUUUCAAAUUAUAUCAGCAUAGAUAAUAAAAUAACUAAUAAUUAUCAAUAUAUAGUUUAUACUUUAAAGGAUAUUAAUAAAAUGAAUAUAUUAAGAUUAAAUAAUAAUUUUCAAUAUAUCAAUUAUAAUAAUAUAACAGAUACAAAAUAUAUCAAAUUGUUUAAGAAUUUUAUUUUACUUUUACAUAAUAUUAUUUCAAUAAUUUAUAGUUACAAUAAUGAACUGAUUUAUUUCUUUUUUAAUUUUGUUUUCAAUAUUAAUGACGAGCAAACGAAGCUUUUAUCGAAUGGUUGCAAUAAGAAUAAUAAAGAGCAACCUUUAAAUUAUAUAGAGAAUCAUGACAUUUUUUAUGACGAAAAAAAGGAUGCAUGUGACAAAAAUGUAUAUCCCUUCAAUUACAAUAAAAAUAUAAAUAUAAAAAUAAAAAAUAAUCACCCUAAUGACAAUAAUGACAAUAAUGAUUAUAAUGACAAUAAUGACAAUAAUGAUUAUAAUGACAAUAAUGACAAUAAUUACAAUAAUGAUUAUAAUGAUGAUAAUAAUGAUACCUCUUAUUAUACCAGUUGGAAUAAAUACCAUAAACAAGAUGAUAAAAAAAAAAAAGAAAAUGUUGACAUAAUAAAAGAUGUGAGGCAUAAUUGUUUUAAUACAAAUAAACAUAAUGAUAUAAAUGACGAAAUAAAAGAAAUACAUCUAUUUAAUAAAAAUGCAAACAAUUAUAUAAAUAUUUAUGAAAAAAAUGAUAUAGUUGAAAAUACAACAAAUAAUUUAUACGAUAUAGAAAAUAAAUUAUCAUACAAUAUGCAAGAAUCUUCAUGUUCUAAUAUAUUUUUAACGUCUUAUCAAAUAAACGAAUUUAUUGAUAUUAUUUAUGAAAUAUGCAUAUAUAGUAAAAAAAUAGAUAUAAGAGAUUAUUACAUUGGUUAUAUAAUCGAAAAUAUUAAAAACAAAUUAACUGAUCUAUUGAAUAAGAUUAAAACUAUUCAUAUAAUUAAUGAAAAAAGAAAUAUUCUAUCUCAUAUUAAAAUGUUUUCUAGAGUUAUGUUGUUUUUAUUUUUUGUUAAAAAAAAAUAUAUCAUAUUAUAUGAACAGUGUGUAUACAAUAAUUUUCACUUUUUAUAUGAACAUUAUUUUUAUCCGUCAAUUUUUAAUCAAGAAAAACGAGAGCAUAUUUCUAUAAAUGACGAUACUAUUAAACAUAAGAUAUUCUUUUAUGAGCACAUUUUUUUAAAUAUACAUAAUGUAUAUUUCUAUUUGUUUCAAAAAAAAAAGAAAAAAAGAACAUUCUCUCUAAAAAUUUUUUGGAGAGCAUAUCAUAAUUUUCAGAUGCAAUUUAAAAAAGAGCAAUUCAUAAAUGAAGAAGAUAAUAUCCAAAAAGGGAUAGAAGAAAGAAAUAUAUAUGACCUUAAUGACAUAUCACAGGACAGAACAAAUACAUUCCACAAUAAUAAUAAUAAUAAUAAUAGUAAUAAUUUUAAUGUAAGUAAGGAAAAAGAUGUAGGUGCUAGCAAAAAAAAAGGUAAAGACCAAAAUUAUAGUAAUAUAUUUAAAUAUUCGAGUGACUGGAAUUAUAAAACAAAUGUAUUAAAUAUUUAUAUAACAGAUUUUUUAAAUAAAGAAUGUAUAUAUGAUGAAAAAAUACUUAUAGAUAUGUUAUCAAAUGUAUGUAUUCAUAGUAAAAAUGAAGAUGGCUCAUUAGAACUAUUUAAUUAUAUUAUAUUAUAUAUACUAAGAAAUUGUACUACUUCUAAUAUAUACCAUGAUGAAGAAAAAAGAAAAAAUUACGAAAGUUUCCUUCUUCUUAUUUAUAAUAAAAUAUUAUAUUUGUAUUUUAAAUUAUUAAAAGAAAUUCUACUUAAAGAACAGACUUAUAUAUAUAAUAUUGAAAUAUUUAUAUAUCUCUUAAAAAUUAUAAUACUCCUACUUAUAACAAAUAAUAGAAGUAGCAAUAUAUGUAAAAAAAUAUAUCAUAACAAAUACUUUUUUUUAUCACACAUAUAUUGUUUCUUUUUUUAUGAUAAUGAAAUUAUUAGAAUAUUAUCUUUUAGUUUAACUUUUUAUUUAAUAUUUGAUGAAAAAAUAUUACUUUUAUAUAAGUAUCGACUUUUUCUAGAGCCCUAUUAUUUAUUCCUAUCUGAUAAAGAUAAUUCGAAUGUAUAUAAACAUAGAAAUAAGGAUCAAGACACAAAGGGGUAUAUGAAUAAACCAACAGAUUCACCUAUGCUUAAUAUAGACAAGGUCUCUGUUGUAAGAAAAAACUCACAACAUUAUAAAAAUUCUAUAAUUGAAGAAAUAAAUGUUAAUGAUUUAUUUGUAUAUAUGCCGUAUGGUGAUCACAAAGAUGAAGAAUGUAAUAUUUAUAGUGACAAUAAAUAUAAUGAUGAUAUUCAUAAUUUUAAGAAUGUCAAUCGCAACAUAAAUAUUAUGAAUAACCUAUAUAAUAUGCCAUAUGUCAAAAAACAUAAUGUAACAUUCUUUAACUUAAAUAUUUAUGGAACAUAUAAAAAAAAAAAAAAAAAAAAAAAAGAUUCUACGUUCGCUCUAAAUAAAGAUAUUAACAUUAAUUUGAAUAAUUCUCUAGAGACAUCAUUUUAUAAUAUUGAAAACAAAAUUGUAUUUUUUAUUCCUUUAUGGUUAUAUAAAAAAUUACAAGGAAAUAAUUUUUUAUUCAUAAUAAAAAAAUUAAAGUCUUUUUUUUUCUUUACUACAAAGUUUAGUUAUUUACAUAUGUUUCAUGAUUCAACAAGAAAUAAAAAAGAAAAGGAAUUAUCAUUUUUUAAUGGAAUAUAUAAUAACGAUAAUUUAUUUAUGUCAUUUUAUUUAUUUAUAAAUAAAUAUUUCUAUUUAUUAUUACAAAAUAUUAAUAAUGAUUCGAAAGAAAAAUCAGAUCAUAUUUUAUAUAAUAGUAUAUAUGAACCAUUCCAAAGUGCUAAUUACAAUAUAUACAAAUCAACUUAUCUUAAUAUAAAUAAUGAACAAAAAAUAUAUACUAAUAAACAUUCUUAUUUUUUUAUAAAUAUAAAAUGUUAUUCUAAUAUAAAAGAAAAAAAACAAACAGAUAAAAAAUUACAUAAUAUAUGUAACACAUUAAUACAAAUAAAAGAAUUCCCUCCUAUAAACGAUUCAAUAUAUGAUAAUAUAAAUUUUGUAUAUAUAUAUAAUUUAAAGCGUCUUUUUGAUUUUUUAAAUAUAUCCUAUAUACAAUUAUUAUGUGUUAAUAAAAAUAAAAUGCAGGAGGAAUAUGAAAAUGAAAAUUAUUAUUCCGAGUUGAGAAAAGACAAUAAUAAUUAUAAAAAUGAAUAUAAUAUAAAAAAUGUAUUCUUAAAUGAUUACAAAUAUGAAGGAGAGAAGAAGCAAAAAAAAUAUAUAUAUGAAUUAUUCGACCAAGAUUAUACUCCUAUAUUAGAAGUAAUAAAUUUUGUAUACACAGAAAUGUUUCCUUAUAUGAAUAAGUUAACCUUUUUCAUAUAUAAUAAAAUAAUAGAGACUUAUAAAAAUCAAGAUCACCAUCAAAAUGAUAAUAAUAAUAAUAAUAAUAAUAAUAAUAAUAAUCAAUAUGGUAGUCAAAAUGAUAUCCAAUAUAAUAACAAUUUUGUAUAUAAUGAAAACAUAAGUAUACACAAAUAUAUGAUAUUACUAGAAUAUUUUAUCUGUAUAUUAGAUAUGUGUCUAUAUAUACAUUUAUUAUUAAAACAUCAAGAAAAUAAAAUCCAUAUAUAUAAUAAUAUAACCAAAUUUAAUAUCCAAAAUAUAGAUUUAUGUCUUUUUAUUUAUAAAUUAUUAUAUAUAUCUAUUAAUACUAAUCUUUUAAAAAAUAUCAUUUCUAACUUUUCAUUAAAUAUUAUAUAUAAUUUUUUACAAAUUAAUAAAAAUUAUUAUAUCCAAAUGAAAAAUAAUUUUUAUAAGAAUUAUGAUCAUUUUAUAAACAUUGAUUCAACUCAAGAAAAUGACGAAGAAAAUAAAAAUUAUGAAAAUGAAUUAUUAAUAAAACAUGAAAUAUAUAAUAAAAAAAAAAAUGAAGAAUCAGAAAUGAAUAUAUCCAUAUUGUUUAAUUUUUUGUUUUUUCUACUUUCAAAAUAUAGUAAAAAUAAUAUUAAGAAAAAAAAAAAAUAUUUACAUAUAGAAUCAAAUAAUUUAGGACAACAACAACAUAAUAAUAUUUACUCAAAUAUAAUUAAUCUGUAUGAACUUGAAAAAAGUAUAGAUGUAGAAAAUGUUACAUUUCAAAGUCAUGAAAAAGAAUAUCUUAAAAUAGAUAUAUUCUUCUUAAAAAAUAUUUUAUGUAUGUUACAUGUAUUUUUUACAAGAGGUAUUUAUUUAGAUAUCCAUAUUAUAAAUAAUGAUAUCUCUUAUAUGAACAUAAAUAUUCUUAUUCAACAUCAAUAUAAAUUAUUUAUGAACAAAAAUAAUAUUAAUCUUUUAAAAGAAAAAAUAAAAAAGCAAAAAAAAGAAAAUAUAAACAAUAAUAAUAAAAACAACACAUUUAGUUGUAAUGUCACAUCGUCACAUCAAAAUUUUUAUAGUGAUACCUCUAUUAAUAAUUUAGUAACAAACGAUACACAAAAUAUAAAUGAUAUGAAAGAAAUAAAUGAUAUGAAAGAAAUAAAUGAUAUGAAAGAUAUGAAUGAUAUAAAUGAUAUGAAAGAUAUGAAAGAUAUAAAUGAUAUGAAAGAUAUGAAUGAUAUUAAUAAUAUUACAAAUAAUUAUAUUAAAUAUUUAGACAUAUUCAAAAAACAUUUUUUAAAUAAUAAUUAUAUGAAAAUAUUUAUCAACUUUAGUAAUAUCUAUAAUGAUAUAAUUAUUGAAUCUUUAUAUAUACAAUUAUUACUUUUUUUUUUUAAAUAUAUGAUCCAAAGUUUAUCAUAUGAACUAUCAAAAGAAUAUACUAAAAACUUUUUUUGUCCUACCACUAGACACAUAUUGGUUUAUUUCUUAAAAUAUUAUAUGAUAGACAAACAGGUUUGUAAAUUUUUAAAAAAAUUUUAUUUCAUAAUUUUAAAAUACGUCAUCUAUAUACAGAAUAUAAACAUGGAACACGAAAAAGUAGAUGAGCCAUAUGUAAAUAAAGAGGAAAAAAGUGAUGAACAAAAUGUAAAUAAUAAUAAUAAUAAUAAUAAUAAUAGUAAUAAUAGUAAUAGUCAUAGUAAUAGUAAUAGUUGUAGUUAUGAUAUAAACAAGUAUAAUUAUAUAUUAAAAGAUGAAGAUGUAUACAAAAAUUAUUGUAAAUUAUUUUAUGAAUAUACUAUAAAUAAAUAUAGAAACAUACAACAUUCAUUAACAAAAAACGUUAGUAUAAACAAGAUAGAACAAAAUGAUUAUCAAAAUUUAGAUACACAAAAUAAUAUAUAUAUAAAUAAUAAUAUAUCUUCUGAAACAUUAUAUAAAAAUAUUUUUAAUGAUCAAAAUGGUUUAAAAAGAAAUUCAAGUAUCAAUAAAAACAAUAUUUGUAUGAUUCAUCUAUAUUGUACUAAUUGUAAAGAAAUCAAAAUUUUAUAUUUAUCUAUUAUUAAACUUUUAAGUUUUUCAUUAGAUCAUUUCCCUUUUUUUUUUUUUAUCUCGAAUAAUCAUAAAGAAGAAAAAAUUAAUAAAGAAAUACUAAAAACAAAAAAAGAAAAAUGUAAUGAUAAUAUUGUCUUUUUGUGUGAACAGAUAUUUUAUUUUUUAAAUAAAAAAAAUAUUUAUAAAAAUUAUUCAAAAAUGUAUAUUUCAUCAUGUUAUCAGAAAUAUUUUAUUAAAAUUUUUAUCAAGUUGUUAUAUUGGGAUGAACAACAAACAAUGAAUAAUUUACAUAAAUAUGAAAUAUAUAUUUUAAAAAAUAAUCACCACAAAAAUAUAUAUGACCAUCAUAAUAAUAAUAUUGAUAGGCACUCUAAAGAAUUCAACAAAUGUAUAAAUGUAUCUGAACAAAAAGAUAAUCAUAAAAAGAACACAGUGGAAAAUAAUAAUAUUAAUCAUAAUAAUAAUAAUAAUCAUAAUAAUCAUAAUAAUCAUAAUAAUCAUAAUAAUUAUAAUAAAUCUUUUAACUAUCAUCAUAUCAAUAAUUAUAAUAUUAUGAACAACAUUAAAUACAAUAUUAGAAAUCCUAAUCAUAUUUAUUCUAAAAAUCUUACACAAGAUAAUAUAUUUUAUAUAGAUAACUUCCUUAAUUUAAUAUUAAUAAAUAAAUACAAAAACGAAUAUAAUAUUUUUAAUAGAAUUAAUGAUAAAAUUUAUUAUUAUAUAUUAAUUGUAUGUAUAUGCUAUAAGGAUAAAAAUUUUUUAUCUCUUCUACUUUCUAAAUAUGAAUUAUUUUAUGAAGAGUAUAAUGAUCUUCUACAAAAAUAUUUAAAAUAUGUUAUAAAUAAUAAAAGCUUUAUGAAUAUCAAAAAAAUAAAAAAUGAAAAAAUGAUACAUAAAUUAUUAUAUAUUUUUCUAUCUUAUAUAUAUAUUUAUUUAAAUGAUUUAUAUAAUAUUUUUUUUACACAAAUAAAAAAUUCAUUAACAUUACCCUCUUUCUUUAAUAAUAUUAUUUAUAUAAACUCUGAAAAAAAUAAAAAACAAACACAUUCUUCCUAUAAUAUAACAAAUGAAGAGAUCAAAAAUAUUAGAAAUCAUGACACGGUCAUAAAUAAUCAUAAUACUUAUACAAUAUAUACAUUUUAUCAAAAUCUCAUAAAAAAAAACAAAAACUGGAAUCAAUUCUUAGAUAACUAUAAUGAUGAUAAAAUAAAAAAUGUUGUCAUUAAUAAUAUUUUUCAUAAUAAUAUUAUAUAUUUAUUUAUACUUUAUAUUAUAAAUGAUAAUAAAUAUGUUAUAAAAGAAAAUAGAACAAGUCAUGAACAGGAACAGGGUCAUUAUAAUUCCUGUAACACAAUAAAAAAAAUAAAUUUUGAAAAAUUAUAUAAAAAGGAAGAUACAAAUAUUCAAAACAAUUCCUCAAGUGAGCAAAAUAAAAAUAAACAAGAUAAACAUAAUAUAUAUAAUAAUAUACAUAAUAUAGACAACUCAUAUUCUAUGUGCAAUACAAAUAAUAUACAUAUAAUAUGUAAUACAAAAUAUAAUAAUAACCUAUGUCAACAUAUUAAUCAUUCUACUUAUAAUAUUUAUAUACACGGUGUAAUGUAUUCUACUUCCCAUAUUGAAGAAAGUAAUAAAACAUUUGUAAAUAAAAUCACAAUAAAUAUUAUAUUAUUUUUUCUUUUAUUCUUUUAUGAUUAUUAUUCAAAUAAUUAUAAAAUCAAAGAAAAUAUAUUAAUACAAAUAUGUAGACACAUCGUAGAGCAUUUUUCAACCUUGUUUAAUCAUGAUUUUGUCCUUAUACAUGAAAUAUAUAAAGAACUGAUGAAUUUAAAAAGAGAAAUAAACAAAAAAAAAACAAAUAUUGUUGAUAAAAAUAACCCCAUAAAAAAUUAUAUCACAAAUCUUAAAAGUAAUAAUGAUAGCAAUUUGGUCAUUCCAAAAAAAAAAAACGAAUUACAAGUUGAAGCAAAUAUUUGUACACCUAAAAAAUUUAGCAAUUAUUUAAAAAGGAAGGAUAAAAAAAUUGUAAGUUCUAUUUCACUGGAUAAGAAUAAAAAAAAAAAAAUGGUUCCCUUAAAAAAUAAAGACCAACAUGAACAAAAUGAUAUAAAUGAUAUAAGUGAUAUAAAUAAAAAUAAUAAUAAUAAUAUUAAUAAUGAUGAUAAAGAGAAGGAAAAUAUUAAUAAUCUUAUAAAUAGACACAUAUAUAUACUAUUCAACAUAAAGGAAAGAUUUAAGAGAGAUAAAAAACUUUUAUUUUUAUAUACAAUAAAUUCCUUUAGAGUAAUACAAAUAUAUAACAGUAUUUCAAAUAUUAUAUUUAAAUAUAAAUAUAUUUCUAUAUUGUUAAGAAAAUUAUGUUAUUUUACAAAUAAAGAUAUAUUAAAAUAUAUUUGUAGUUGUAUACAAUUUUAUUUGAGUGAUAAGAUAAAAGAAGAAUAUUGUCAUUCCUCUUUAUUUUUUUAUAAAAAUAAUAUUAAUAAUUUCGAUAUAGAAAUAGGAUAUUUUUCAUAUAUAUAUAUACAUAAUUUUUUUCAUUUUUUAUCUUGUUAUCUAUUAUAUGAUAUAAAUACAUUAUAUAAAUUUUGUUCUAAUGAAUUUAAAUGUAUAGAUAUUCUUAAUAAUUAUGUAAAGGAUUUAUUACAACUACAAAAUGAACAUGGUAUAUAUAUAUGUAUGGUCAUAUUAAACUUUUAUUUAAUUCUUAUGAAUACUUACUUUUUUGACUUUUCAUUUUAUGAAAAACAUUUACAUUUUAUAAAUCAAGAAAUAGACAUUGACGAUCCAUCAAAAAGAGAAGAUAUAAAACUAAAAAAUUAUAUAAUAAAUAAUUUCAAAAAUGAUAAAAGAAGAAAAGAUAUAGGAACAAAUAAUUUACAAAGGUCAAAUGAGCAUAUCACAUAUUACUCAUGUAUUAAAAAAUUAUACAGCCAAUUUAAUAAAUCAAAAUUUUUACAUUUUUUAGUUAACUAUAUUAUAAAUAAUAUUACCAAUAUAAAUAAUAUCAAUAUAAAUACAAAUAUAAGUACAAAUAUAAGUACAAAUAUUAAUACAAAUAUUAAUACAAAUUUAUGUCCAUAUACCAAUAUAAAUGUUCAUAAUAAUAAUAAUCGUUGUAAUAAUCGUAAGAGUAAUUAUGUUCAUGUGAAUAAAAGCAGAACAGAUAAAGAAAGAGACAAAAACAUUUUGUUUAUUUUAUUACAAUUUAUUAGUUACAAUAUGAUUUUUAUAGAUAACAAAAAUGAUAUAUAUAAAUUAUCCAAUGUAUUAAUAAAAUUUUUAAAAGAAAAAAAAAAAAAAGAAGAAGAAGAUGAUAUAUCAAUAUUAAUUUGUUAUUAUUAUAUUAUUCUUUUCUUCAAUUCAUGUUUUUUAAAUUGCACAUCUAUAGACGAACGUUUAAUAAAUCUAUUACUUAAUGUUGAUAAGAAUGAUAAUCUGUGGUUUAAUUUUAUUUUCAUGUCACCAAAACAAAUGAAAAGAAUCCAUAAUCAAAAUAAGAAACAAAUAUUAAUAUUAAUAAAAUUUUCUAUUUUACAUAUGUAUUUAUUAUUGUUAAAAAAUAAAACCAUUUUUAAAAAAUCUAUAUUAUAUAUAUCAAGUGAUAUCAACAUUUAUUUUGUCUUUAUAUAUAUACUUAAUGAAAUAUAUGAAUACUUUAAAAAUAUAAAUAUAAUACAAAAUAUCAAAAAGAUUGAACAAAUAGAUAAUAAUAAUAAUAAUAAUAAAAACAAAACGAAAAAUAUUAAUCUAUCAUCUAUAUAUAAAACUUCUAAUAUGAAUAAUAAUGAAAUGAUAAAUGAACAAAAUGUUAUAUAUAAUUAUAAUGAAAAAAUAAUACAAAAUGAUUAUUUAAUUAAUACAUAUAAUUUAAAUCAUACUACAUAUACAGAACAAUUGAAUGAAAAAGAAAAUAAAAAUAUGAAAUAUUUUUAUUUAUAUUGUGAACUCUUAGUUAUAUUAACUGAUAUUAUAAAAAUAUUAAAUAAUAAUGAUUUUAAUAAAUAUAUAACAAUUCAACAUAAUAAAGAUAAAGAAUCUUUAAUUACACAAUUUAUAAACUUAUAUUCAAAAAUUAAAAAAGAACUCAUAUAUAUAAACCAAUUAAUUAAAUUAAUAAAAUAUACUAUACUUAUACACCCAUUAAUGAUUCAUAUACAUAUAUUACAUCAAUUUUAUUUAUCAAUAUAUAUAAAAGAAUAUUAUUAUUUCCAUAAAUCAUUUUUUAAAUAUGAUAUUUUUAUGACAAAUUAUAUACACAUCAUUAAAAAUAAAAGAAAGGCAUUCAUUAAUAAGGAGAAUAAUAUAAAUAAGGAGAAUAAUAUAAAUAAGGAGAAUAAUAUAAAUAAGGAGAAUAAUUAUAAUAAAGACAAUAAUUAUAAUAAAGACAAUGAAGGCAAUAAUGUUCACAAUAUAGAUAAUGACCAAAUUGUAUGCAACGAAACGCAAUACAAAUAUAAUAAUAAAUUAAUUACAAAUAAAAAUGUAUCAAUUGCAAAUAUUCAUUCUUCCAAUAAGUCAGAUACUUUUUGUGAACAACAAAAUAAUGAUAAUAAAAAUAGGAACAAUUCUAAUAUAACUCGAUGGAAGAAUGAUUUGAAUAAAGAAAAAAUUAAUUUUUAUUUAUUUUUUAAUUCUCCUAAAAAUUAUAAUCUCCAAAUAAAUAAUUUAUGUUCGUCCAUGAUACAAAAUGAAUAUCAUGAUUCUCUUAAUAAAUAUUUCUCGACCAUUUUUCAACCAACAAAUGGUGACCCUUCAAAUUGUUUAAAAUAUGAUAAUGAGCAAAUAAAGAUAUAUGUUGACUAUAUAUAUGAUAGUGUUAAUUAUGCUUUAAAGUUUUUCAACACAAUAUAA
This is a messenger RNA of Plasmodium gaboni, 14202 nucleotides long. RefSeq names its product putative membrane protein. The record is from RefSeq and is a predicted model, not a curated record. The transcript has 3 exons. Lineage: Eukaryota; Apicomplexa; Aconoidasida; Haemosporida; Plasmodiidae. The coding region runs from base 1 to 14202 and encodes 4733 amino acids.